AUGAGCCUUCCCGGAAAUUACCGGCCGGAAAGUUACCAGCCGCAGGAGACUUACCGGCCACAGGAGGCGCUUUCGCCGGCGAGGAACGACGGGCCGGCCAUGGGGUGGGUGGCCCGGCCGCGGGGGGCGAGGGGGAGUUUGGACGGGGGAGGCGCGGGAGGUGCGGGCGGAGCGGAGAGGCGCACGCGGAGUGUUGCAAGCAGCGGGGAAGGAAGGGGAAGGAUGUAUGGCGGAAGCGCAGUCGCAAGCGCGGAAGGGAGGCUCGGAUUCGGCGCAGGCGGAGGGGGGAUCGGCGGAGGGUUUUCCGCGGAAGGGAGGAGCGCGUAUUUCCCCGACGCGAAAGCGGGGGCGUACGGCGCGGGGGGAGGAUAUGGCGCUGGGGGGGAAGGAAUCGGCGCGGGGGUCAGUGCAGGGUUCAGCGCGGGCGGCGGAAGCAGCGGAAUUAGCGGAGGGGCGGAGUUCAGCAGCAGUGCGCUGAUUGGUGUGGCGCAUGGGCCGCAGCCUGUGACUGUAGCGGUGAACAUUCGACCGCUUAUAUCGAGGGAGCUUACAACGAGGUGUAUGGAGUGCGUCACUGUUCCCCCUGGAGGCGCGCCGCAGGUCCGAGUGCUACCUGAUUGGCUAUUCACAUACGACCAUGUGUACGGAGGUGGCGGUGGGCGGCCCAUGUCGUUUCUGUUUGACGACUGCAUUGAGCCGCUGGUGCUGGGGCUGUUCGAGGGGUACAACGCCACUGUGUUCGCAUAUGGGCAGACCGGGUCAGGGAAAACCUACACAAUGGGGACGGCGGUGCAGGGCGGCAUGUAUGGGGAUGUGGACGGCUGCGGGCCGUCCGCUGUGGAAAAGCAGGGCGGCGUGACUCGGCGCGUAGUGGACACGCUGUUCACGCGUGUGGAGCAGCUCAGUGGCCUGGCGCGUUUCCAAAUCCGAGUGGCUCUCAUAGAGAUCCACAAGGAUGACAUUCGAGACCUGCUUGAACUGACCAGUCUGGGGGCAGGAGGCGGGGCGAACAUGUAUCCCCACUCUGCUGCCUCGCGGGCUAUCAUGAGCAGCGGGCCGAGCCGGCAGCCAAUCAGCAUCCGCGAGACGGCGGGCGGCAUCACCCUGGCGGGGGUGACGGAGCAGGUCGUGCACUCGAGGGAGGAGGCGAUCUCAUGCCUCGAGGACGGGCUGUUGUUCCGAGCAACCGGGGGUCACAACCUGAAUGCACGGUCCAGUCGUUCCCACGCCAUCUUCACGAUAUUCAUCGACAUGUUCCGCCCCCGAGGGGGGGGCAUGGGCGCGCGGUCAGGGGGAGGGGGGAGGGGGCGCGCGGACGAGGAGCAUUUGUGCGCCAAGAUGCAUCUGGUGGACCUGGCUGGGUCGGAGCGGAUCAAGAGGACACACGCUGAGGGGGUGCGCAUGCAGGAAGGCAUCCACAUCAACCGUGGGCUGCUGGCACUGGGCAAUGUUAUCAGUGCACUGAGCACCAAGGAUAAAGACGACCGGCGCAAGAGGGAGGGCAAGGGCGGCUGGCCGUCUGGCCCCACGCACGUGCCGUAUCGCGACAGCAAGCUGACAAGGCUGCUACAGGACUCGCUGGGUGGCAACAGCCGGACCGUUAUGAUUGACAGCAACGUGGACGAGACAAUCAACACGCUCAAGUACGCCAACCGGGCGCGCAACAUCUGCAACAAGCCCACCGUGCUCAGGGAGAUUGAUGCAGAGGGAGGUCCGCCGCCUGCUGGUCUCUGCCUCGUUCUGUACAGCAACAUAGACGAGACAAUCAACACGCUCAAGUACGCCAAUCGAGCGCGCAACAUCUGCAACAAGCCCACCGUCAACCGCCUGGAGGAGAUCGACGCCGAGGAGGUCCGCCGUCUCCGCCAGCAGAUCGGCCUGCUACAGUCCGAACUCGCCCGCGCCUCCUCCGCCGCCUCUGCCGCCCACAAUGAUGACGAGGUCCAGCAGCUGCAGCAGCGUGUUGAUUGGCUGGAGUCGAGUAACGGGAAGCUGAGGCAGGGUUUGGCUGAAGCUCAGCAGGCGUUGUCAGUGCAAGAGCAGAAGGCGGCUGAUGCUGAGGGGACUUGUGUGCGGUUGAGGAGGGAGAUGGCGGCGGCGAUUACGGCGCUGGAUCAAGAACGGUCCGAGGCUGCGCUGCUCCGGCGCCGAGCCGAGGAGAGUGGUUCGGCGGGGGAGGGUGGGAGGGGUGGGGUGGAUUCGGCGGAGGUGGCGAGGCUGAGGGAGCGGGUUGCCGAAGCUGAGGCGAAGGCUCGGAGGGAGGCGGAGAGGGCGGAGGAGGUGGAGGUUCGGGCCGAGUCGGAGAGGCAGCGGGCUGACGGAGCUGAGGAGGAGGCUCGGCAGGCUGUGGCUCGGGCGGAAGAGGCCGAAGCUCUGGCUUGGGAACUGAAGGUCCAGGCGGCAGCAGCUACGGCCCGAUCCGAGUCAGACUCGGGGAACCUUGCCGAAGCUCAGGCCGGGUGGGAGAAGCAAAUGGAUUCGUUACGGGAAGCAGCGGCUGCUGAAGGGGUGAAACGGGCGGUGUUGGAAGCACGGCUGGAGCAGCUGCAGGAGGAGUGUGAGGGGCUGAGGAGGAGGGUGGAGGAGGAGAGAGUGAGGGCAAAGAGCGCUGAAGCUGCUCUUGCAGUGGAGAGAGGGAGAGGGGAGAGGGAUGUGGAGGUGGGGAGGCUGACUGCAGAGGUAGAGGUGACUAAACUGCAAGCGGAGGUGAGUAUAUUGAAGGAGCAGGCGGCAGCAGAGGCGGGGAAAGCAGCGGAAGCAGUGGCAGCGGCAAAAGAAGCAAGGGAAGAUCUGCAGGUGUUUAGGCAGGACGUGCAUGUGCUGUCGCAGCGACUAUCCUGUGCUGAGGAUGCUCUUAAAGAGGAAGAAGCUAAGUCUAUGGAGCUCGAGUUAGAGGUAGCGAGGCUGAAAGCGGAUAUUGCUGCUGCCGAAGCUGUGGCAGGCGUGGCUAAAAAGAGGGUGGACGAAGCCGAAGCUGAGGUUCGGCGGGCCCGAGCCGAAGGUGCGGAGGCUCGGGUGAGAGGAGCAGGUUCGGCGGGGUGGAGAUGGAGUGAGGAUAGAGAGGAGGAAGAGGAUGAGGAGGAGGAGGAGGAGGAGGAGGAGGAGGCGGAGGAGAGGGAGGGGGAGCGGGAGGGGGAGAGAGUGAGGGAGGACGUGAGGUUGUUGAUGGGGAGUGUGGUGGAGCUUGCAAAGGAGUUGGGGAUUGAGUGGGGAGGGGGAGAGGAUGGACAGGAGGGUACGCCUGGGGAGGAGGGGGAGGAGGCGGAGGAGGAGGGAGACGCAGGUGGGAGGAACGUGGGGGCUGUAUCGAACCACAAAGGGCUGGUUCGGGUGCUGGACGAGGUUCGGCGCAGGCUUGGGCUCACAGGAGAAAGUUCUGCUGGUGCAGGCUCGGCAGGUCAGGAGAAUGAAGCGAGGGGCGAGGAGGGAGAGGAGCAAAAGGGGGGAGAAGAGGGAAGGAAGAGCAGCAGUGGAGAGGAUGAAGAUGAGAGGGUGUGGGUGGAAGAAGUUAGAAAGGCCCUCACAGCAGCUCACGAGCAGGACAUGAAGGAGGUCAAGAGAGAGAUAGAGGCACUAGAGAAGAGAGUGGGAGAAGCUAAGAGAGACGCAGAAGACGCUCGGCUGCAGCUGGUGCAGGCUCGGAAUAGGCUCCAGGAGGCUCGGGAAGAGGCGGAGCAGGCUCGGAGGCAGUCGGAGGAGGCUCGGGGGGAGCUGGAGGAGGUUCGGGCGAAGGCUGAGUGGGGUGAGAAGGGGAGGGAGGUUCUUGAGAGGGAGGUGGAGGAAGGGAGAGAGAAGGUGAAUGAAAUGGUUAAGGAAAUGGAAAGAGUUUUAAGUGAGGUGAAAGUGGGGAAAGGGAGAGAGGAGGAGGCGGAGAGGAGGAGGUUGGAGGUGGCAAGGGAGAUGGAGAGGGUGAGAGAGCGGUUGGAAGCGGUGGAGGCAGAGAGAGAGGCACUGAGAGGGGUGGCUGAGGAGGUGGAGAGGGAGAAAGAGGAGGCUGAGGGGAGGAGGGAGGAGAUGGAGAGGAGGGAGAGGGAGAUGAAGGAGAGGGUGGAGGGGCUGAGAGAGGAAAUCGAGGAGCAGAGGCGGGAGUUGUCAGUGAGGGAGGAGAAGAUUGGGGAGAUAAGGCGGGAGCUAGAGGCGAAGGAGGAGGAGGUGGGGGAGGUGAUGGAGAGGCGAGUGGCUGCAGAGCAGCAGGCAGCUAUGGAGGCGGAACAGGCUGAGAGGGUGGCGGCGCAACUCCAAUCCCAAAUGGAGCUCCUCGGUGCAGCCACAUUCGUGGCGCUGCCAUCAGAGGAGCUGCUGGGGGAGAUCUCAGCCAAGUACCCGCAGCUUCCUCACCUUAUCCCAUCCCUUCCCCAUGCCCCCUCUUUCAUCUCUCCCUUUCAGCAGGCGCAGCACCAAACCCUGCUGGGCCUGCUUGAAUCAGCCACGUUCCUGGCGCUCUGCCUUGAGAAGAGUUGGUGGGGGAGGUCUCAGCUAACAUUGCUGAAGCUUCUUGAAGCUGCCACGUUCCUGGCGCUGCCAUCAGAAGAGUUGCUGGGGGAGGUCUCAGCUAAGUACCCGCAGCUUCCUCACCUUAUCCCAUCUCGUCUCGUCCCAUGUGCCCCCUCUUUCAUCUCUCCCUUUCACCAGGCGCAACUUCAAGCAUUGCUGAAGCUUCUUGAAGCUGCCACGUUCCUGGCGCUGCCAUCAGAAGAGUUGCUGGGGGAGGUCUCAGCUAAGUACCCGCAGCUGGAGCAUCUGUUGCUGCACAUGGAUGCUGCUGGCAUGGCUGGGAUGCACUUGGGUGGUGGUGCUGGUGCUGCUGGUGGUGAUGGUGAUGGUGGUCUUGGUGCUAGUGUUGGUGGUGAUGGUGGUGAAUCAGAUAUGGGCUUGUCAGGUGCGAGUUCCCCGUCUGCCUCGCCCUAUCGCUACACUGUGUCUCACCUGUCCUCCUCUCACACUCACUCCCCCGUCUCGGGGCCUCUAGAGGGACCAGAGAGGGAGGGGGAGGGCGAGGGUGGUGAGGAUGGUGGGGAGGGCGGAGAGGGUGGUGGUGGUGGUGGUGAUGGUGAUGAGGCGAUGCAAGUAGCGCUUUUGGACGGGCAACAGAAGGAGGGGGAGGAGGAGGAACUCGCUUUGGUGCCAGCAGCAGCAGCAGCAGCAGCAGCAGAGGGAGAAGUGACGCUUACGAGUCGUGGCACUAUCGAGGAGGAGAGUGGUCAGCUCUCUAUAGUGCCAGCACCUGAAGAGGAAGCGCUGUAUCUGGUUACAACCGCCAGUGGUAACCACCUUGAUGGUUCUUCGCCCACAGAGGUGCUUUUGUCUUCGUGUGGGAGGGCUGGAAGGGGGAAGAGAGGGGAGAGGAAGGAGUGUGAGGAGAGUGAGGAGCGAGAGGAGAGGGAGGAAAAAGAGGUUGUUUCGGUGGUGGAGGUGUUUGGAAGUCCAGAUGAUGGUGUAAGAGAGAAGAAAGGGAGGAGAGGAAGGAAGGGGAGGAGGGGCAGGGAGGAGGAGGAGGAAGAGCAACGGGGUUCGGAAAUGAGUGCGGGACUGAGUCUGCAAAAGUGGGUUCCCGAUGCUGCAGCAGAAGAGGAUGGUGAUGAUGCAAGUGGCGGUGGGGAGGGUGGUGGAAGUGGGUGCUUACAAGGUGCUCCUACUCCCACUGCAGACGAAUUUAAUGGCAUGGAUGGGAUGGGCGCUGGGGAAGGCGAGGAGCAAGGUGCAGGUGGUGCUAAGGUGCUACGAAGCAGUAGCAGCAGCGGCAAGGUGCCGCGGAGUAAUUCACAGCGCAGUAAGCCCCUCUUCUAUAUCACCCCGGAUGCUCCUGACUCGCACAAUGUUUCAUCAAAGGAUGCAUCAGCAGCAGCAGAGGCAGCAGCAGCAGCGGGAGGAGAAGGAGUGGAGGCUGCGGGGGGUGACGAGGCAUGGGGAGCAAGUGGGGAAGCGGACAGACUCUCUAGGUUUAAUCGGGUCAAGAGCAGAGCUGGAGCUAGAGCAUCAUGCAUGAGUAUGAGAUCGGCAAGGUCGGCUGAUAAGGAAUCAUCCUCUCCUCCCUUAAAGCCCACGUCGAGAGCCAACCUGCCGGACCACGCCCCUGCUGCUGCUCUCGCUGCUGGUGCUCUAGCGAACCCGGCUGUGUUUGCUGCUGCUGGCGGCUCUGCUGCUGCUGUUGCUGCGGCGGUUGCUGCUGUGGCUGGGAAUGGUCGCAGGGGCGGGGAGGAAACAGAGGAGAAUGACGAGGUGGGGGUGAUGCAGAACGCCUCUCCUCUCAUGGCUCCUCGAGUCUCCUGCAUGCCCAUUGGCUUUGCUAGAUCACCACGCGGUAACGGCAGCAGCAGCGGUGGUGCUGGUGGUGGUGGCAGCGGCGGCGGUGGGGGAAGCGGCGGCGGCAGCGGCGGCGGUGGUGGUGGCAGCAGAACGCACUCGUUUGCAGGGGCAGUGUUGGGGAAUCUAGCCCUGACUCAUGGGCUCAGAAGGACGUUCAGACGGAAGCUCAAGGGGGGAGGGAGCCGCGGGGGUAGCAGUGGUGGGGGCAGUGUCCAUGGUGGUGAUAUUGGGGGUGUUGAUGUUGCUGGUGUUGCUGGCAGUGGUAACCGCAUGGGUAACCAGACUGGCCAUGUGCAAAACGCAGGCCCGCUGUCCCCGAGGGGGUACUCAGGCUGGGGAGUGGGGGGGGGAGGGGGAGGGGGAGGGGGAGGGGGAGGGGGAGGGGGAGGGGGAGGGGGAGGGGGAGGGGGAGGGGGAGGGGGAGGGGGAGGGGGAGGGGGAGGGGGAGGGGGAGGGGGAGGGGGAGGGGGAGGGGGAGGGGGAGGGGGAGGGGGAGGGGGAGGGGGAGGGGGAGGGGGAGGGGGAGGGGGAGGGGGAGGGGGAGGGGGAGGGGGAGGGGGAGGGGGAGGGGGAGGGGGAGGGGGAGGGGGAGGGGGAGGGGGAGGGGGAGGGGGAGGGGGAGGGGGAGGGGGAGGGGGAGGGGGAGGGGGAGGGGGAGGGGGAGGGGGAGGGGGAGGGGGAGGGGGAGCCAUGUCGCCUUUCCAUUCCAGCCAGGGGGGCAGCCCCAUGCAUCGUAGCGGGAUGAACAUUCCCAUGCAUGCUGCUGCUGGUGGUGGGGGAGGGAUGAGCCCGUGGAGAGGAGGCGGCAGUGAGCAGGGGUCACCGAUGCCCGCUCCGUGCCGCGCGGCUGUCACUGAUAGGUCCAGAGCAGCCAGUGGAGACGCGUACAGCGUGAACGGCGCAGCGGAGGGACCCGCGGGGGGUCCGCGGAAGCUGCGCGUGGGGGAGAUGGCGGCGGACAUGAAGCGCAUUCGCGCGCAGAUGGAGGAGGACGAGCAGGUCGCGUCGCUCAUGCGGGGAUUGCGCGGACAGAACCUCCGGGACGAGCAGUUCGCCGAUGCUGACGUCACGAUGCGGCUCGUGGAGUUCGACACCGGGAAAGGUGGCGAGGAGGCGCUUCCGCUGGUGUACGACCCGGAUUUAAUCGCGACCUACUGGCAGAAGCGGCCCGGCGCGAUUUUCAGCCGAAUCGUACAACUUCUCGCUGUAUCGGGGGAUUUCUUAACGAAGGUCGCGGCGGAUAUAGUCACGAAGAAGCUGAAGGAGAACGAGGUGAAACGCGCGAUGGAGUUAAGAGAAAUUGUGACGUCCUUAGGCCCGGCGUAUAUUAAGCUCGGUCAGGCGCUGAGUAUCCGCCCCGAUAUCCUGUCGCCUGCUGCGAUGGUGGAGUUACAGAAACUUUGCGAUAAAGUUCCGUCGUUCGAUAACGAUAUCGCGAUAGCUCUUAUGGAGGAUGAGCUUGGGUUGCCCCCGUCGGAGGUGUUUUCGGAGCUUAGCCCGGCUCCAAUUGCAGCAGCGUCGCUCGGGCAGGUUUACAAGGGUAAACUCAGAUCUACUGGUGAAGCCGUGGCGGUGAAGGUUCAGCGGCCGUAUGUUUUGGAGACGGUCACGAUUGAUCUGUACAUCAUCCGACGGCUGGGACUGGCUCUCCGCGGCAUUCCCCAGAUUGCGACGGACGUGGUGGGGUUGGUCGACGAGUGGGCCGCGCGAUUUUUUGAGGAGCUGGAUUACGUUAACGAAGCUCGCAACGCGGAGCUUUUCGCCGAAUCGAUGGCGAAGGACCUUCCCCAGGUCGUGGUUCCGAAGCCCUUCAUGGAGUACACCUCUCGGCGAGUGCUGGUAACCCAGUGGAUCGACGGCGAAAAGCUUUCGCAGAGCACGGCGGACGACGUGGGUUCGCUGGUAAACGUCGGCGUUAUUUGCUACUUGAAGCAGUUACUAGACACGGGAUUAUUCCACGCCGAUCCGCACCCCGGAAACCUUAUUCGAACACCCGACGGAAAGCUAUGCGUGCUCGAUUUCGGCCUGAUGACGCGAAUCACCGACACUCAGAAGUACGGCAUGAUCGAGGCGAUCUCGCAUCUGAUCCACCGCGAUUACCCCGCGAUCGUCGAAGAUUUCGUCCUCCUGGAUUUUAUUCCCGAGGGCGUGAAUCUGAAUCCGAUCAUGCCGGUUCUCGCGCGCGUUUUCGACCAGGCGUUGGAGGGCGGCGGCGCGAAGGGGAUUAAUUUCCAGGAGCUCGCCGCGGAUCUUGCGCAGAUCACGUUCGAGUAUCCGUUCCGCAUUCCGCCGUACUUCGCGCUGAUCAUCCGCGCCAUAGGCGUCCUCGAGGGUAUCGCAUUAGUGGGCGACCCGGAGUUCGCUAUAGUCGACGCUGCUUAUCCGUACAUCGCGCAGCGGCUGCUAACGGACCCGUCCCCGCGCCUGCGCGCCGCGCUGAGAUACACCAUCUAUGGGCGGUCCGGAGUGUUCGACGCGGACCGUUUUAUAGACGUUAUGGAGGCCUUUGAGACGUUCGCGGCUAACGCCAAGUCAGGGCGGGGAGCGCAAUUCGCGGAUUGGGGGGCGGACGCAGGUGGGGAAGGGGAAGUGGUGGAGGUAAUCUCUACAGAUGGUGCUACUGGUGAGGUCAAUGGAGUUGCGACUGUGACUGUAAACGGGAGUGCUUCUAACGGUGCAGGUUCAACAAGCGCUGCCCUCCCUUCCUCCUCCUCCCAGCCCUCCCCUCUCUUCCCUCCCUCCUUCCUCCCCUCCUCCCCCUUCGACUCCCUCUUCCCGACCACCGCCCUCGUCUUCCCGGAAGCUUCCCUCCAGCUGUCAGAAGCUGAGCUCAGCAACACAGGCAACGCCCGGGCGGCACUGGCCUUCAUCCUCUCCCCCCGCGGCGCCUUCUUCCGAGAUUUUAUUCUUGACGAAGUGGUGAAGGGCGUAGACGCUCUGGCACGAGAGCAAAUCGCAUCGCUGCUGAACGUCUUAUCGAACCCCACGUCGCCGAGCGCGACCGCUGUGAUAAGGAACACGCCCUUGGCGGGAGCGCUACCGCUGCUUAUGCUGCUGCCGCCGCUGCCCGGACAGCAGCAGGUGCAGGAGCUGGUGCAUGCAGUAACCCCACGUGUUACGGAUGAGGAUCGGGCGGUGCUGGAGAAUUUGAGAAAGGUUGUGGCGUUUUUGAGCCGGGGAAGUGAUAACAGCAGCAAUAGCAGCAGCAGCGGUUAUACCACGGAGGAUGAAGCUAUGUGGGCUGUGGAUGGGAGAGUUAACUCACAGCAGUCCCAACAGGGGCCAUUGUUGUCAGUGUUGAGGGAUCAGAUGGCUGCGGUGGCACUGUCUCAGGAACUGGGUUCGCUGCUUCCCAGCGUUGCUGUGCAGAUUGUGCCUGAAGUAGCGAGCCGGCUGUCGUCUCGGGUGACUGCUAGGUUUAUCCGAGAUGUGUUUCUGGAUGCUUGA
Closterium sp. Naga37s-1 is the source of this 9753-nucleotide messenger RNA. NCBI's taxonomy places the organism in Eukaryota, Viridiplantae, Streptophyta, Zygnematophyceae, Desmidiales, Closteriaceae. The record is from the annotation of a GenBank genome assembly.